Molecule: messenger RNA, 4244 nt
Organism: Gambusia affinis (western mosquitofish)
Lineage: Eukaryota; Metazoa; Chordata; Actinopteri; Cyprinodontiformes; Poeciliidae
Gene: fig4a
Product: FIG4 phosphoinositide 5-phosphatase a
Exons: 23
Coding region: 373-3102 (909 amino acids)
Biological process (GO): phosphatidylinositol dephosphorylation
Cellular component (GO): intracellular membrane-bounded organelle
Molecular function (GO): phosphatidylinositol-3,5-bisphosphate 5-phosphatase activity
Source: RefSeq, a predicted model, not a curated record
ACAUGACUACAAUGGAUUAAUUUAACGUUUCCGGUUUCUGACCGCUAAGGUUUACAUAGAUAUAUCUGUUAAAAUUUCUUGCUAAAACAUUUAAAACUGUAGUUUUAGCAUAAAUACAAAUACGACUAAUUCUUAAUGGAAGUGAUUGUUGUUGUUUUUGCUGCUAGCUAGCUAACUCAUUUGGGAGUUCUAUUAGCUAGUUUGGCAGAUUCAAUUAGAUUGCAUAUUUAACAACGAUCUGAAUGAGUUUCCUAAUCAAUGUUUUGUUUUAGGCGUAUUUUGUAUGGUUUUGGACUUAUAUGUUUAUAUUCGCUUUGCAACUGUUGUACUAUCUCCUCUGUAGUUUGAUGUUUUAAGGUCAUAGGACCAAAAAUGCCUCAAACAGCGGCUGUCAUCAGUGGGAUCCAGAGGAUGGUUUUGUACGAAACAAGAGCAAGAUACUUUUUGGUUGGCAGCAACCAUGCACAGACCAAGCACAGAGUCCUGAAGAUCGACCGCACUGAACCAAAGGAUCUGGUGAUAAUUGACGAUAAGCAUGUGUAUAGCCAACAAGAAGUGCGGGAGCUACUAGGCCGUCUGGACCUGGGAAACCGCAUCAAAAUGGGUCAAAAGGGCUCGUCUGGUUUGUCCAGAGCUGUCUCAGCUUUCGGCAUUGUAGGGUUUGUGCGUUUCCUUGAAGGAUAUUACAUUGUACUCAUCACCAAGCGCAGAAAAAUGGCUGACAUCGGUGGCCACUCCAUUUAUAAAAUAGAGGACACCACCAUGAUCUACAUCCCCAAUGACUCCGUUAGAGUCUCGCAUCCUGAUGAAGCAAGGUACGUGCGAAUCUUUCAGAAUGUGGACCUUUCCAGCAACUUCUACUUCAGCUACAGCUACGAUUUGAGCCACUCAUUGCAGUACAACCUGACAUUGCUGCAGAGACCUUACGAACUGUGGUCGGCGGCGCCCCCCUUAACUAAGGAAGAGGAGCACACACAGGGCAAACAGGACAGCUUUGACAUCUUUGAGGAUGAAGGUUUGCCUACACAAGUGGUUUAUGGUCUCCAGAACGAGCCGUACUACAAGUACGUGUGGAACGGGAAGCUCCUUGAGCGGAUCAAGGACAUUGUGCAUCCUGACUGGCUCAUGUACAUAAUCCAUGGCUUUUGUGGCCAGUCCAAGCUUCUGAUCUACGGUCGACCGGUUCACAUCACCCUCAUUGCCAGGCGCUCCAGCAAAUUCGCUGGGACCCGCUUCCUGAAAAGAGGUGCCAACUGCGAGGGGGACGUAGCUAAUGAGGUAGAGACCGAACAGAUCAUCCACGAUGCCUCGGUUAUGUCUUUCACAGCAGGAAGUUACUCCUCGUACGUCCAGGUCCGAGGUUCUGUCCCACUGUACUGGUCUCAGGACAUUUCCACCAUGAUGCCAAAGCCACCCAUAAGAUUGGACCAAGCAGAUCCAUAUGCUAAUAUAGCUGCCCUGCAUUUUGACCAGAUGCUGCAGCGGUUUGGAUCACCCAUCAUCAUCCUCAACCUGGUUAAGAAACGUGAAAAGAGGAAACAUGAAAAAAUUCUCAGUGAAGAACUCUACCCAGCUGUGAUCAACCUCAAUCAGUUCCUCCCUCCAGACCAUCGCAUUGACUACAUUGCCUGGGACAUGGCCCGCUACACCAAAAGCAAAUUGUGCAACGUUUUAGACCGUUUGAGCAUGAUAGCAGAAAAUGUGGUGAAGCGAACAGGUUUCUUCAUCAAUCGCUCUGACUUCUACUGCCACACCCUGAGACCAGAUGACAGGUGGCGAGAUGUAGGUGGAUCUGUUACAUCCACUGGACGACUACAGACUGGUGUGUUGAGAACCAACUGUGUGGAUUGUUUGGACCGAACCAAUACAGCCCAGUUUAUGGUGGGAAAAUGUGCACUGGCUUAUCAACUGUAUGCACUGGGAAUGAUUGAUAAGCCCAAGUUACAGUUUGAUACAGACUGUGUCAGGCUAUUUGAGGAGCUGUACGAGGAUCAUGGAGAUACUUUAUCUCUGCAGUAUGGCGGCUCUCAGCUGGUCCACAGGGUGAAAACCUACCGCAAAAUUGCACCGUGGACUCAGCACUCCAAAGACAUCAUGCAGACGUUGUCACGGUACUACAGCAAUGCUUUCUCGGAUGCAGACAGACAAGACGCCAUCAACUUGUUCCUUCAGGUUUACCAGCCGUCAGAGGGUAAGGCACAUCUGUGGGAGCUUCCCACUGACUUUUAUCUUCAUCAGAAGAGCACCAUGGCCCUUCAAAACAACAGACGAAGCUACACAUUUUGGUGGUCAGAGGGAGUCCUGUCCUACCUGCCUGUACCUUAUGAUGAAGUUGCUUGUGAGAACACAAUGAAGACCGUCAAAGUAAGGAGGAUGAACCAGUUUGAUGAAAGUGUUGAUAUCUACACAGAGUUCUUCAAACCUUAUGAGCUCACUUCCUUUGAUGACACUUUCUGCAUUGCGAUGACCAACUCUGCAAGGGAAUUUAUGCCAAAAUCCGUGGGAGUGGAUCCAAGUCCAUUCACAGUCCGCAAGCCAGAGGAAACUGGAAAAUCAGUGCUGGGCAAGAGCAGUAAGGAGGAAACCAUUCUCCAAAGGAAGACGGCAGCCAGUGCGCCUCCUCCCCCCAGUGAGGAGGUCAUCUCGAGUACGUCUGAGGACGACUCGGAGGAGGAUCGGGACGAUGAAGGGUCUGUUUCACAGCGCUCUACCCCAAUCAAGCUGCUGACAGAGUCUGGAGAGAGCGGUCGCAUACAAGAGGAGGUCCAGCCACAACAAGCGAUGAAGGAGCCUUAUGGUCGGAUUCUUGCAGAGUGUCCCGCAGAGGAGGAUUUGCUCAUUUAUGAAAGGUUUGCACAUCUUGGUGAGAAUCAACACACAGUGGAGAAAACAGAACGCAUAAACUUAGCGAAUAUCAUUUGCUUAGAACCAGUGUCCCACUUCAAGGAUGACUGCAUCUAUGCCGUCUCACUUCCUCAAGUGGACAGAGGCAGUCACGAAAUGUUUGCGAGCCAUGUAAUGACGGGUCACGGCCAGGUGAGGGCGCUGUGCAGGGAGGAUAUGUUGAUGUACAGGGAGUACGUGAAGAACAGAUACAUGUGAAAGCCAAAUAUCUGAAACUGGACGACGAUAAGGACAAAAAUGUUUCAGGUUUUUUUUGCUUGUGACUCUGGUAAAUUGUAUGCAUUUCUCCUGAUGAUGUACAGAAGACCUUACACAGCUGAAUUUUGACUAGGGGGAAGAAAAAAAAAUCAAAAAAGCCUUUUGUAUAUUUUCUGUUUUCUAAGUUAUAUAUGAGGAUUACAAAAUAAAUUUUUUGCAGAAUAAAAAGCAAAUAUAAGUUGUUGGAAUUGAUGUAAAUAAUUUUAAUCUUAUGUUUUGCAACACAGUGCCAGGAGCUGACAUUGAACUGUCACUAAAAGAACAUGUUUGUAGUCAAUUUGUCAUUUCUGACUAAUCUUUUGUCUCUUUUUAAAUGUUUUAUUUUUGCAUAUAUUUAUCAUUCCAAAAGCAUGUCUGCUUAUUUUUUGUAAAUAUGAAGUGUUUCUGCAAACAUGAACCAUAAAACUUUCAUAGUUUACAAAUUGGUACACAGUUUUAAAUUUUAUUAUUUUGUGUUGAACAUUUGAGAUAUGUUUUAAUAAAUUAAAUACCUAUUUAUCGAACCUAUAUGAAGGAUUCCAUUGUGAAACUGUUGUUUUUGAGGUGCACAUGCAAAACAAUGCACAAAAAUUGACGUUAAACAUUCUUAUACGCACACACAUGUGCACUUCGUUAUUUUGACCAGUACUGUUGAAAACCGUCAUGUAACAUCCAUCUCUGGGCCUCUUCUCUUUAAUCUCCAUAACCUCCCAGUAGCUCAGACUAUAGCAAAUGGUAAUAUUAAUUAGCAUAACUAUGGUGAUCAGAGAUGUCACACUCAUUUUCAGUUUUUGUCCCAUCAUGAACUUGAAUGUCCUCAAAGGGUCGGUUGUGACGGGAUGUGAUAAAACUACCUUUUAAGCUGUAAAAAUAUGUUUAAAUAGCUGUCUCGGCAUUCAGUGAGUAUAUGUGAUAAACUUGAAUUAUAUUGCAUAUAUUUUCCCAUUGAUGCAACUUGGCAGUAUACAAAUAAAAACUUUGAUUUGAUUGAUAAACUGAUAUUUAAGAACACAACUGCUUGUUUAUUUUCUUUCCAUUCAUGUAAAGAACUUUGCAUUGCUUUUCUGAAAAUGCGCAAUAUCAUUAAAAUUGCCUUAAAUUCC